AUGACCGACUGUGAACUUGAGCUGGGUGGUGGACCUUCCUUCGCCGUGUUCAAGUACCUCUGCUACAGUGCGACAGACAGUAGCAAGAAGGCAUUCAUGAGAAUUUACUUUCAGAUUCCCAACCCCGGAACAGAGUCCCAGCUCCCCCGGCUUCGACAACAACAGGCAGCUCCACCCCGUGAGCAUUUGGAGCUACAAGCUUUGAAGGAUCUCAGUAAACAACACUGUACUGUGGUCCCAGCUCUCCUCGCCUACAAAGAAGGAAAGCAAGGCAAGGACGGCGUGGUUCCAGACGGCUACAUAACACAUAUUGUGUGGGAAAUGGUCAGCGGGAAGCCACUUGAUACGGAUCAGUUCUGGAGGCCUGAAUCGGCGCGGUUACGCGAGGCUGUCCGCACGAAGUUCCGCGAUAUCUGGGAAGAGUUGAAGCGUCAUGGAUGGCAGCCAGGGCUCCCUCUUCUGCAGAAGAUUAUCUACGACGAGUCAACCGGGGAUAUGCAUAUUGCAGGUUUCCGAGACCCCGACCGCUUCGAUUCCGGCGAGAAAUUUUCCGACAUGACCUUUGUCUUUUGGCGUUUAACUACGCCACCCAGAAAGUCCGGUUGGGAGAAAGACCCUACCAAGUGGGCCUGGUAA
Penicillium verrucosum is the source of this 636-nucleotide messenger RNA. RefSeq lists its product as uncharacterized. The record is from RefSeq and is a predicted model, not a curated record. NCBI's taxonomy places the organism in Eukaryota, Fungi, Ascomycota, Eurotiomycetes, Eurotiales, Aspergillaceae. Bases 1 to 636 code for a protein of 211 amino acids. The transcript has 3 exons.